UAUCGAGAAUACACCUAACAGACAACACGGCAGGGAAUGGAUGGAUGGAUGGAUGUAUAAAUGACUUAACGUUAUACACUACAUUUAAUAUGACAGCAUGCGCGGGAUAUGGUACGUGGAGUGAGUGAGCGUGGUGUUAAAGGUGACAUUCCCAUGGCCAGAACCAGCGCGGACGGGCUGCUCUGCAAGAAAAACAGCAAACUGGACUCUUUCCUAAAGAGAAACACCAACCGGGAUGUGUACGAGCGGAUCCGGUUCUAUGAGCCGUGUGUGGUGGUCUCAGGGUCGGUGAAGAAGGUUUUCAUGCAUGUGAUCCUGACCGAUGAGCGCGUGUAUCUGAGCGAGUAUCCUCCUCGCGCGCUGCGAGAGGCGUUCAGCUUCAGACACGUCUCGAGGAUGGAGCUGAUCAACGAUUUGCCUGAUUUCCUCAGUGGAGAGGAGCGUGAGCGUUCACUGCAUAUUCGUGUUGUUCAUACUGUAAAGAAUACUGGGAAAAAGAGCAAAGGAUCCAGCAAGAAUAAGCCAGAAUGCCCACCAUCUCCAUUGCAAGGACGUAACUCGAGUGCCCGGCAUUCUCUGGAGGGAAUGAGUCAAGUUCUCCUGUCGACACGCUCAGCUCCGUCUGAGUCCUCCAGCUGGAGAAUCUCUCCCACAUCAAUGAGUGAUGGUGCACUGGAGGAAGAAGAGGGCAGCGCCGUUCCGAAAAGACGUUCAGCUUCCUGUCCAAACCCGGAUGUAUUGGGUCUGAGUGUGUUUAAUACCUCCUCCAGUGCAGCUCCUCUCCCCAGCAUCACUAAUGACCAGCGAAGGACCUCUACUCAACACUCUGUAGCCUUCCAUCACAGAGGUUCAGUCCUGACAAGAGUGAUGAGGAGAACAAUAACAGAGAAGCAGGAGGAAGAGGAAGAUGAGAGAGAGGAAGAGUUGCACCUUUAUGCUGUAUCUCCAUCGUCCCGAAUAUUCCCUCGCCUACAGAGCUCCUGGAGCAGCUAUAUCAUAAGAUCCACUUUUAUGCUGGACCCAGUGUACAGGAGGAGAUGUGGCAUAUCCUCCUCUUCUCCUCAGAAACAGAAAUAUCACAAGAUCAGCUGGGAGCGGACGUGUCACUUGUUCGGUCAGUUGAGUGGAGAGCUGUUACAGGAGAACAUCGGUCUGGAGAGUCAGUAUUUACUACUGCAGGAGCUGCACACGGCCACAUACCGCAACCCCACCAUCAAAAAACUCUUCUGGAGGUCACCUGAUCUUUAUCCUUUCCUGGUGAAAACUCUGGCUGAAAGCUCUCAGGGUGAUCAGGGAGGAGUUCACACAGCUGACAGACUUCUGCUUUGCACUUUAGUGGUUCAGAUAUUAAGCCUGAUGUUCAGGGAAACAGAGAUUGAACCGACGAGACUCAGCAUGUUGAUGGCCAAACAAGGGGCUCUUACAGCGGACAUGCUGCAAGCUUUAGUGUGUGACCUGGAUCUUCAGCUGCCAGACUCUACGAAGGACUCCAAAUCUUCAAUAACUAAGAUGCAGCAUCUGCAGGCGGACUAUCUGGAUGCGGCGUCUGCGUUGCUGUUUGAGGUUGUUGUCCUCUGUCAGGAGGCUAGUCGCACACCUUCUCUAGGACAUUUCCUUACCAUUGGCUGGGUGUUUCGAUUGCUUAAACCUCAUCCAUUCUUACUCCCGUUUGUUGGAUAUCAGGCCCAGCAGGUGGUUCUGGUCCUCUCAGGCCCGCAGUUUCCGGUCAGCCCGUCUCAGGCGGUUCUUCUGUACCAGCGAAUCCAUGUUCUGUUAGCCUGUCUGCAGCACAGCACCUGUUUGAGCAAAUACAUCAGGACAGGAUUCAAGGAGGAGUUCAGGUACUACGUGAAGAUGUCAGGUCUGGAGGACAAACUGCCCCCUCACUACCCCAUCAGUCAGCCCGCCCAGAGCCUUCUUUCCCAGCUCCUCAGUCUGGUUCUCCAGAAACCCUGAGCUCUGCUGCUAAUGUGCAUCUGUCUCUCUCAGAUUGAAUUUCUUAUUUCUGCAUUGUAAAAAACUAUGGACGCUUCUUUCCGCCACAUAAUAAAAAAUAAUAAUAAGGUAAUUGCAAUGUUUUAUCUCGCAAAUCUGACUUAAGUUUUUUUUAU
Pimephales promelas (fathead minnow) is the source of this 2111-nucleotide messenger RNA. RefSeq names its product chromosome 24 C12orf56 homolog (gene c24h12orf56). The record is from RefSeq and is a predicted model, not a curated record. NCBI's taxonomy places the organism in Eukaryota, Metazoa, Chordata, Actinopteri, Cypriniformes, Leuciscidae.